ACUGCCUCAGAAAAGAAAAAAACGAGCUCGGCACCAAGCCACCAACAGCCGGCGGCGAACAUCCCCACUUCUCCCCAUCGCCGCCGGCGACGUCCCUUACACCGGCGCCAUGCUCCGCCUCCGGAGCUGCAUCCUCACCCAUCUCCUCUCUUCGCCCGCCACCCAUCCCGCCCCCUCUCUCCACCGCCUCCUCUCCGCCGCUGCGCCCGCCGUCUCCCAAAGCCCCCGAUUCGCGGUCGAGGACUACCUCGUCGACACCUGCGGCCUCACCCGAGCGCAGGCCCUCAAGGCCUCCACCAAGCUCUCCCAUCUCAAAUCGCCCACGAACCCCGGCGCCGUCCUCGCCUUCCUCGCCGGCCUCGGCCUAUCCAGUGCCGACAUCGCCGCACUCGUGGCUCGUGACCCGCAGUUCCUCUGCGCCGGCGUCGAGAGAACCCUGUCUCCCGUCCUCGCCAGGCUCACCGGCCUCGGCCUAUCGCGCUCUGAGAUCGCGCGCGUCGCCUCGCUCGCACCCCGCAGCUUCCGCUCCAGAUCUAUCGUUUCCGGGCUGGAGUACUACAUCCCCCUCUUUGGCUCCUCCGAGAGCCUUCUCCGGGGGCUCAAGAAAUUCAAGUACUUUCUCAGGUCCGAUCUAGAGAGGGUGGUCAAGCCCAAUAUUGAGUUACUGCGGGAGUGCGGGCUAGGCACUUCCGAUAUUGCCAAGCUCUGCCUCGCUGUGCCAUGGCUGCUCAGCGCCAAGCCGGAGCGCGUCCAGGUGAUGGUGGCGUGCGCGGAACGUCUCGGUGUGCCCCGUGGAUCGGGGAUGUUCAGGCACGCGUUGAAGGCUGUUGAAUCCCUCAGUGAGGAGAAGCUCGCCGCCAAAGUGGAGUACAUAAGGAACACGUUCAGGUGGUCGGAUGCUGAGGUGGGCAUUGCUCUUUCUAAGGCCCCACUGAUGCUGACCAAAUCCAAUCAGACACUGCAGAGCAAGUCGGAGUUUCUUAUAUCUGAGAUGGGGAUGGAACCGGCGUACCUUGCUCAUCGGUCGGUAAUGCUCUGCUUUAGCCUGGAGGGCCGAGUCAAGCCACGGUGCUAUGUUAUAAAGUUUCUUAAGGCAAAUGGAUUGCUAGAUCGCCACUGGACCUACUUGACAAUUGUCACGGUGGCUGAGAAGGAAUUUUUGGAGAAGUUCAUAUGUCCUCACAAGGAAGCUGCACCGAACCUUGCUGAAGAUUAUAAUGCCGCAUGCAGAGGGGAAGUGCCAGCUGAUUUCAGAUUUACAUGAACAAACAACCGGCUAUGAGAAUUGGUAACUGCGUAAGGUGCAACAAAAUUCUCACUCUGCGUAGUAAGCUGGUAAAUUCUGGUUCGGUGUUCAUUGCCUAAUUAGAUGUUGGUUGCAUUGAUUCCUGAACCCUGACGAAUUUCAUUCGGUAGAGAAGAAAGCAUUGCCUACAAUUUCCUAAGAUAACAUGUCCAGGAUACAUUUGUGUUUCCCACUUCUAUUUAAGAUAAUGGAAAUAGGAUCUGUGGGUGCGCCAAUUUGCUGCUGAAACUUGCACCCUGAGAACCAAAAAACAAAGGAAUUAUCCUGCGUUGCUGUGAUAUGCUUUCAUGAUGAAUUUUAUCUAGUGUGUUCCUUUUUUAGCUGAUCAGUUGGUCGCCUUUUUUGCUCCAUCAUAUGUCACUCAGUACUAAUAUUGCAGCUCAAUGUUUAAUAUUAAGAUUAUGCUUAGAAAAUAUCUUGUCUGUUCCGAAUGAUAAGACGUUUUGGAUAAUUUAAUAUGGACUACAUACGGAUUGAAAUGAGUGAACAAACACACUAAAACAUCUCUACAUAUGGACUGAAAUGAAUAGAACAUGUUAUAUUUUGGAAUGGAGGGACCGAGGGAGUAUAUUUCUAUUUGGUGUAUGUUCAUUUUUUGCCUUUUGAUUCCUUUCCCUCUAUUCUCCAAAGGUUGAUUCCUAAAUAAUGUAUAGUUGACAAUACUUUUGCUGGGAAAUGCUUCAAUAUUGUAAAAUUAACCUAUCUGCCUCUAAAGCAUGAUUAACAAAUGAACUGGUCGUAUCAUUUACAACUGCCCUUAAUCUUCAGAAGUAAACCAAUGUAGAUGGCAUGAUUUAGUCUUACCACAUUUCUCUACUAUUCAGUGCUUGCAUAUGUAAAACUGUGUGUCCAAUCACAAAACUACUUGUAUAAUUUGGCAGCAAAACUGUUGAUUAAAAAAUUGAUUUGGUAAAGUUACACAACUUAGAUCAGAUUCUUGCUUUCAGCUGCGCUACAAGUCUUUGUACAUCACUGGCACCUUAGGCCUGGUGUCCAUCCUAUAUGUAGCACAUUGCUGUGUCUACUGAUGCAAUUCUGGGCUUUGAUGGUGUUCAAUGAUGCAAGAGGGUAACUGUCCACUAUACUGUUCCAAACCAUCGUAUUUAUCAUUCUUUUGAGAUUGAUGAACGUAUCAAGAUAUGUAUUGGAGCGAAGAGAAUGUGAGAUCAGACCAGUCAGCCAAUGCAUUGAGAAUAUCAGUGGGUUAUUCUCUGUACUUUUCACGUUCAGUGUUCUGCUUCAGUUGGUUUUCAACAAUAUUGGGCUACUUUGUUGGCGGGCCUAUCCUGCAGUGUAAGUUUGUCAAGCACCGGCCACCAAUGAGAGGCGUUCCCUCUGAUUUUCAAGUAUCAAAAUCGGCUUUCAGCUAUAUUUGACCUUUGUUGAGGAGCCUGUCAUGCAGUGUAGGUUUCUUAGGCAUUGACUGAGUAUUUUUCUGCAAGGAAUCUGUGGAACUUUCUAGCUGUAUAUUUGUUUCCACCUGACGUGUUUGAGAACAGAAAAAUGGAAGCAAUAAAUGGAUCUGCCUUGAUUAGCUAAGCUGCUUUUCAAACAAGUCUACAUGUACAGAUCAAGAUAAAUUUUUAGCUUCCAUUUUCUUUUGUUCAAAUAGAACACUUGGUCCUGUGAUGGAGAUGGACUCGGAAAUAUUAUGAGAUCAUUAUCUACCAUGGAGGAAAACUUAAAGAAGUGGAGCUAUGAGUCCUUUGGCUCUGUUCGUGGUCGGUUAAAAGAUUUGAGGAGGCAAUUAGAGGAAGUGAGGGACAGGAACUGGAGAAGAGGACAAACAAAACAAGAGAAGAGUUCUGUUAACCAAAUUUCGGAUUUAAUUGCCAGAGAAGAAAUUAUGAUACGCCAGAGAUCUAGAGUACAAUGGCUAGUGUUAGGAGAUCGUAACACCGCCUUUUUUCACUCAAAAUGCAGAGAAAGAGCAAGACAAGACAGAAUAAUUUCUCCACAACGAGAGGAUGGAAGGAUAUGUUAUCAACAGGGAGAAAUUGAAGGCAUAGCUAUUAACUUUUUCUGCAAAUUGUUUUCUGCUCAGGAGAACCUGCAACCAGAUAAAGUGAUAAAGUACGUGCAACCAAAAGUAACAAAGGAUAUGAAUAAGCACUUAUGUAAACCGUUUACUUCAGAAGAAGUUGAGAAGGCACUAUUUAGGAUGAAACCAAAUAAAUCUCCAGGCCCAAAUGGUUUUACAGCAGGAUUUUUUCAAAGCCAUUGGGAACUGAUAAAGAUUGAUAUUUGCAAUGCAGUUUUGAAGUUCUUGCGAAAUGGUGAAAUGCAAGAGGGCCUAAACAAAACAAUUAUGGUGCUCGUUCCAAAGGUGAAUCAUCUCGGCUUCAAAGAAAGGAGCAGAAAGACUUCAGGAAGUAUUGGAAGCCUACAACAAGGGAUCAGGUCAACUGGUUAACAAAGUAAAAUAAGCAAUGUUCUUCGUGAAGAGACGAAAGAAGAAACGAAGAGAAUUAUGAAGAUAGAAACAGAAGCUCUAGAGGAGAAAUACUUGGGACUACCUACGGCCCUAUGAAGAAACUUAGCAGGUGGAUGGUCAGAGAAAAUGUUAAAUUCUGCAGGUCGUGAAGUUCUUAUUAAAGCGGACAUGCAAGCAAUACCCACAUAUUCAAUGAGUUGUUUUAGCCUCUCAAAAACUACUUGCAAGAAGAUGACCCCGUCAAUGGCAAAUUUUUGGUGGGGAGGUGAUGGGGAUAAUCAGAGAAUGCAUUGGAGAAAAUGGGAGGAGUUCGCACAGCCAAAGAAAGCUGGAGGUAUGGGAUUUAGGGAGAUUCAUCUGUUCAAUCUAGCCAUGUUGGGUAAGCAAGGAUGGAGGCUUUUAACAAACCCAAGCUCUUUGUGUGCUAGAGUUUUGGCUGGGAAAUACUUCCAUAACAUGGAAUUUAUGAACGCAAAGAAGAAGAAGAAUAGCUCACAUGUUUGGCAAGCUAUCUUAAAAGGAAGAGCAGCACUUCACUUAGGCCUGAUCAAGAGAAUUAGAGAUGGAAAGUCUACCAAUAUAUGGGAAGAUAAAUGGAUUCCAACAAUUCCAAGAGGGAAACCAAAGGAGAGAAGGUACAACUGUCUUAAAUGUAUCAGAUCUUCUGAAUGAGAUCUGAAUGCAUUAAGGAAUGGGACGGUACUCCCUCCGUAAAGAAAUAUAUAAGUGUUUAGAUCACGUAUUUAAGAUUCCACUGGGAAAGUUAGACCAUGAUACCUGGGCUCAGCUGAAAAACAUGGUCUGUAUUCAGUUAAAUCAGCAUACAAACUCCUUGCCAUAAAUUCAAGAGAGAAUUUCUUAUU
Triticum aestivum (bread wheat) is the source of this 4603-nucleotide messenger RNA. RefSeq lists its product as uncharacterized. The transcript is spliced from 2 exons. Lineage: Eukaryota; Viridiplantae; Streptophyta; Magnoliopsida; Poales; Poaceae. The record is from RefSeq and is a predicted model, not a curated record. Gene Ontology annotation, molecular function: double-stranded DNA binding. Gene Ontology annotation, biological process: regulation of DNA-templated transcription. The coding region runs from base 110 to 1264 and encodes 384 amino acids.